AUGAAACAAGCUAUGGAGGACGGCGUCAGUGAGGUGCUGUCCUGCGUGGUGGAGGACGUCAGUCACGCCGUCAGCAGAAAUGUGGGCGGAGCUCAGCUGCUGCAUGAACUGCUGAGUUCACCGUGGCUUUGCGCUCUGCUGAAGGUUUAUGAGUGCCUUUUGCAGUUCGAGAGGUCGGCACCCCGACCGCUGCUGCCUUACGCCUCCGGACUCUCACACGAGAUCAUGUCCACUCUACAGAAGGUCCCUCGUCCCUCAGCUGAAGUCAGAGAGCUCUUCAGCCUCCUCAGCUCUCCUCACGUCCAGGCCCUCCUGUCGUCCCACGACAGUGUCGCCCAGUCAGACUACGGACCCGUCUUACCUCCUCUGCCCGACGAGAUGCCCGAGGACGAGGAGGCCAUGAGGAUCGUCUGUCUGGUGAAGAACAACCAGCCGUUGGGGGCGACGAUAAAGAGACACGAGGAGACGGGAGAGAUCUACAUCGCCAGGGUGAUUCACGGAGGACUGGCCGACCGUAGCGGACUGCUCCAUCCUGGUGAUCUGUUAGUGGAGGUCAAUGGAAACCCUGUGGCGGGUCUGGAGCCGGAGCAGGUCAUCCAGAUCCUGAUAAACUCUCAGGGGACGAUCCUGUUUAAAGUCAUUCCUGAUGCAGCUCAGAGCAGCAGCAGCCAGACGUCGGUAUGA
Messenger RNA from Plectropomus leopardus (leopard coralgrouper), 684 nucleotides. The record is from RefSeq and is a predicted model, not a curated record. NCBI's taxonomy places the organism in Eukaryota, Metazoa, Chordata, Actinopteri, Perciformes, Serranidae.